CGACCUUGAUGGUCGGGGAACCACUGACCGAUUGGUGCUUCAAAAAAAAAAAAAACACCAAAUGGACAAACAUCGGCAAUUAGCUUCACGUUUGGAGUGCAACUCCAAAGUUGAAGUUUAGAAAACAGGCUGGAAUACUCAAACCUUUUGUGGGUCUGUCUUCCGCAGGGAAGCUACAAAAUCCUUUUCACAUCUAAAUGUUGCCGUCAGAUGUGCUGAAAGUCAUCGUGGGGGAAGACCGUCAGAGGGAGUGGAGCUCCCGGGAGUACUGGGAAGUACCCCAGGCCCUCUGCGUUAAAGAGGAGGAGGAGGAAGACACCGUUGACGAAUUUCCCAACCAUAGAGACCAAAGCGACUCGGACGAGCGAGCCAACUCCGAUCACCGUGAUUCGGAAGCGGAUGCCGGCAAAAAGCGCUUGAGCUGCUCGCAGUGCCGCCAGAGCUUCGACAACAAGUACCGGCUGGUGCACCACACCAGGACGCACACGGGCGAGCUAAUCAUCUGCGCCGUGUGCGGCAAAAACUUCUCCAGCAAGAGCAACCUGCGCACGCACAUGAGGACACACUCUGGGGAGAAACCCUUCACUUGCUCUGUGUGCGGCAAGGGUUUCUCCGUCAAGAGGUACCUGGUGUCCCACACGAGGACUCACACCGGAGAGAAACCUUACCCCUGCUCCGUUUGCGGCUCGGGCUUCAGCUACCGCAUGUCGCUGGUUCUCCACAUGAGAACGCACACUGGGGAGAAACCAUUCUCCUGCUCCGUUUGCGGCAAACGCUUUUGCCAGAAAGGACAGCUGAGAGCGCAUAUAAGGACGCACACCGGGGAGAAACCCUUCCCCUGCUCCUUUUGCGGAAAGACUUUUUCUGAGCGCGGACACAUGAUCUCGCACGUGAGGUCGCACACGGGGGAGAAACCACACCCGUGCUUGCUGUGUGGCAAAACCUUUGCCACCAAGAGGAAUGUGACUGUCCAUGCCAGGACUCAUACCGGCGAGACGCCAUUCGGCUGCAGCCUUUGUCACAAGAGAUUCCCGCACAAGUAUCAGAUCACAAGACAUAAGUGCACUGACACGCAGUAGCCAAGCCAGAGAGUUCUGGGAAAAUCCCAUCCCAGAGAUCUGGUAAAACUGACAAAUGUUUUGUGUGUAAUUCCUGGCUUUAAUGUUUAUUCAUUAUAUACUGUACAUUUU
This is a messenger RNA of Hippocampus comes (tiger tail seahorse), 1190 nucleotides long. Its product is annotated as gastrula zinc finger protein XlCGF8.2DB-like. Gene Ontology annotation, biological process: regulation of transcription by RNA polymerase II. Gene Ontology annotation, molecular function: DNA-binding transcription factor activity, RNA polymerase II-specific; RNA polymerase II cis-regulatory region sequence-specific DNA binding. The transcript has 3 exons. NCBI's taxonomy places the organism in Eukaryota, Metazoa, Chordata, Actinopteri, Syngnathiformes, Syngnathidae. The coding region runs from base 198 to 1079 and encodes 293 amino acids. The record is from RefSeq and is a predicted model, not a curated record.